UCCUGGUUUGAGGGGAUGUUGGCCAUUUUAGCCCACACACGAGCUGCCUUUACACAGUACAACCCCGCUCACCGCCUCCGGUGACAGCCAUGGCUGGGGAAAUAGUCCCUGCUGAUUUAAACAUCCCUGGAGAUCCUUCCUCCAGAGGCAAAGUGGCUCCAUCUCAGCAUCACAAUCGCCCGAGGUGCCCGUACUGGCAUUGGCUGGCUCUGGGCCUCACAUUGGCUGGGAACGUCGUGCUGCUGAGAGUUGUGAUGGCGCUGGCUGCUCGGGGUUCCCUGAACCCAUCACUGACCGGAGCCGUCCCAAAAACGAUGGAGAACGAAACCUCAGCUCAGCCCAGUCCUAAAGGAAGAGGAUGCAGCGACUUGGAGGAGUUCCGCUCUCGCCUGCGGCAACAUUUGUGUUAUACACAAAACAAACAGCCAGCAGAGAGUUCCAGCUGCAAACUCUGCCCCAAGGACUGGCUGCUGCAUGGGGACAAGUGUUACUGGUUUUCUACAGCGAUUAAAACCUGGGAGUGGAGCCAUGACGACUGUUUAAUGAAGAGAGCACAACUGCUAGUGAUCGAUGACCGGGAGGAGAUGGUAAAGAACGUGCUAUAUUCAACUGCAGGAUGUGUGUUGCUAUUAAUUACAGCUGGUCCAAAAUCACAGUUUUCCCUCCAGUGGGAAAUUAAAGAAACAUUUUGGUACUUUUUGCAAGAAACUUUUGUUGUGAAAAUGAAACCAACUUUUCGUUUCAGGUGUAUAAAACUGAAAAAUGUUGAAUUUUUUUCUCAUUCCCCUCCCUUUUCUCCCCUACUGAAUCCAACAGACUGAGUCAUGUCCCUAGUAGAUUUGUCUGCCCCUUGACCUUGACCACGGUUGAGAUGAGGUCCCAUGUGCACAGCAAGCAACUGGGAUAGCGAAUCAGAGCAUGUUCUGGUCACUCUGACAUGUCGUCCAUUUCACAGGCGUCCAUAGGGAAUAUUACACGGGACCAACAUCAGGUGUGGAUU
Molecule: messenger RNA, 1000 nt
Organism: Chrysemys picta bellii (western painted turtle)
Lineage: Eukaryota; Metazoa; Chordata; Testudines; Emydidae
Source: RefSeq, a predicted model, not a curated record